Phyllostomus hastatus (greater spear-nosed bat) is the source of this 3144-nucleotide messenger RNA. RefSeq names its product SUMO specific peptidase 2 (gene SENP2). NCBI's taxonomy places the organism in Eukaryota, Metazoa, Chordata, Mammalia, Chiroptera, Phyllostomidae. Gene Ontology annotation, cellular component: nucleus. The coding region runs from base 149 to 1918 and encodes 589 amino acids. The record is from RefSeq and is a predicted model, not a curated record. Gene Ontology annotation, biological process: protein desumoylation. The transcript is spliced from 17 exons. Gene Ontology annotation, molecular function: deSUMOylase activity.
GUUGUAUCUGUGGGCCUUCAGAUCGCGUCACAAGUCGGCGACUGAACCUUGGCUGUGGUGGCUGAGACGGCGAAAGCGGCAGCGGCGGCGACAACUCUGGGGUUUGUGUCUCGGGGUGUGUCGGCCGCCGCUGCUGCUUGGGCUUGGUAUGUACAAAUGGCUGGUUAGGAUUCUCGGCACCAUUUUUCGCUUCUGUGACCGGCCGGUGCCCCCUGCCCGGGCCCUCCUGAAGAGGCGACGCUCGAACAGCACUUCGCUAUCCACAGUGGACACUGAUGAAAUACCAGCCAAAAGACCAAGAUUAGAUUGCUUUAUUCACCAAGUGAAAAACAGUCUCUAUAAUGCUGCCAGCUUACUUGGAAUCCCACUCCAGCUGACCACAAAGCCCAUGGUAGCUUCUGCUUGUAACGGAACACGGAAUGCAGCCCCUUCAGGAGAGGUAUUUGCGAACUCUUCAUCUUGUGAACUGACAGGUUCCGGAUCCUGGAACAACAUGCUGAAACUGGGUAAUAAAUCUCCUAAUGGAAUAAGUGACUAUCCAAAGAUCAGAGUGACAGUAACUCGCGAUCAGCCUCGAAGAGUCCUGCCUUCCUUUGGUUUUACUUUAAACUCAGAAGGCUAUAACAGAAGACCAGGUGGCCGCCGCCAUAGUAGAAGCAAUCCAGAGAGUUCCUUAACGUGGAAACCUCAAGAACAGGUCACAAGAGACAUGAUUACUGAAGAGGGUGGCAAGGGUCUAAGGCGUCCCCAUUGUACUGUGGAGGAGGGUGUUCAAAAAGAGGAAAGAGAGAAGUACCGAAGGUUAUUGGAACGACUUAAAGAAGGUGUUCAUGGAAACCCUGUUCCUCCUGUAAUAUCACCUCAUCACAGUUCUCAAAGAUGUCACAUGGAUACACUAAAGACCAAAGGCUGGGGAGAAGAUCAGAGUCAUGGAGUCAGAACAACUCAGUUUGUUCCAAAACAAUAUAGAGUUGUUGAAACAAGGGGGCCUCUAUGUCCAGUAAGGAGUGAAAAGAGGUAUUCAAAGGGGAAAAUUUUUGAUGCAGAGAAGACAGUUGGAAUCAAACUUGAAAAUGAAGGUAGGAGGGGACACCAGCUGGAACCUGACCUGUCUGAAGAAGUGUCAGCCCGACUCCGCCUGGGCAGUGGAAGCAAUGGCUUAUUCAGGAGGAGAAUGUCAGUACUUGACACAAAAGAAAAAAAUUGCUCAAGCAAAGAGAGGGAUAAAAAAAUGGAUGAUCUUCUUGAACUUACAGAGGACAUGGAAAAGGAAAUCAGUAAUGCAUUAGGUCAUGGCCCACAGGAUGAGAUCCUCAGUAGUGCUUUCAAAUUGCGAAUCACUCGAGGAGAUAUCCAGACCUUGAGGAACUAUCACUGGCUCAAUGAUGAAGUCAUUAAUUUUUACAUGAAUCUUCUGGUAGAAAGAAAUAGAAAACAAGGCUAUCCAGUACUUCAUGCAUUCAGUACUUUCUUCUAUCCCAAAUUAAAGUCUGGAGGUUACCAAGCAGUGAAAAGAUGGACCAAAGGCGUCAAUCUCUUUGAACAGGAACUAAUUCUGGUGCCUAUUCAUCGGAAGGUACAUUGGAGCCUGGUGGUGAUAGACCUAAGAAAAAAGUGUCUUAAAUAUCUGGAUUCUAUGGGACAAAAGGGCAACAGAAUCUGUGAGAUUCUCCUUCAGUAUUUACAGGAUGAAAGUAAGACCAAAAGAAAUAUUGAUCUGAAUCUUUCAGAGUGGACGGACUACAGCAUGAAGCCACACGAGAUUCCUCAACAGCUGAACGGGAGUGAUUGUGGAAUGUUUACUUGUAAAUAUGCAGAUUAUAUGUCUAGGGACAAACCUAUCACAUUUACUCAGCACCAGAUGCCUCUCUUCCGGAAGAAGAUGGUGUGGGAAAUCCUUCAUCAGCAGUUGCUGUGAGAACGCCCUACCCAGUCCCUUAGCUGCUGGUGGUUCUUUCUUGGAGGGACAUUUUCAUAUACCUCAUGCAUUGUGGGUUAAAAAGUCCCUGCAUCACCUGUUCCGUCACAGGUACUGACGAGCAUGAAGGCCCUGCACCCUAGUGCCCCGACUUGGUAUGCGGAGGGCUGCCUGCAACCGUGUUUGAAAGGAUAUGCUUGCUCAGAGCUCUGGACUCUUCAACCCACAUAGGAACAAACGCUAAUUAAUACUUUAUUUUAAAUAUUUUUCCCCCCUGUGAAUGUGUAAAAUGCAGGAUUUAUUCUAUGAGUUGUUUUUUUCUGUGUUUGUUCAUGUGUAUUCAUUCUCUGACUCAUUUGCAAACGUAAUGGGCAGUGGCCGUUUCUGCUGCUCUCUUACAGUUAACUUGGAAUUGUUUGAACUAUUUAUUUCUGAAAAGAAUGUUAAUCAAGCUUCCACUGCCUGCUGAAGAUGGGGUGGGAACUCAGUGGGGGGAGGAAGGAAGGAAGGAAGUGUUAAUUAACUUCUUUAGUGCUGGAGCAGUAACUGCCAACUUGAAGCUUGAGGUCUUUCUUUGAGGCUUGAAAAUGCGGGGAGAAGCGCUGCGGUGCAGGGCUCUGAUCGCUCUUCAGAGGAAGCCUGAGGCGCGGCAUUGGCACUGUGUCAUGGAAAAGCGGAACUGUGGCCAAGAAACUCUGGCUACCCAGGCAUCUUCAGAAGAGUGUCGUGGUCAUCCUACAGAGACUUUCCUUUCUGGAAAUGAGGUGAUUGCUCUCGAAACUGGAUUUGAAGUAACCGUAAACCCUAAAUUUUCAUUUUCAUCCCAGAUCUGGUAGAGUGUAAACCUCAGAAUUGUAAGGGCUGGCCUGAGCUGUUUAUUUCAAAAGAUGCUAUUCAAUUUAAAGCUAUUUUUCCUCAGAAUUUUUUUUUCUAUAUAGAAAGCUAAAAUUAAGUUUUGUACUCAUUAGGAUUUAAACCCCCCACUCCACCCCUACUGAAAUUUGUGGAAGAAAAUUUAGUAUUUGGCUCUGAGGUUACCGGUUAUACGAUAAUCUAUUUUGCAUAUGAAAGUUUGUAUUUAACAUUUUUGUUCAUUAAAAACUUUACAGUGGUUAUGCAUUUUUAAUUUCAGAAAGUUUAGAGUUCGUCAGAACUUAUUUUGCAAGAUCUAGUGCCUAGUGUUGCUUUUCCGAUGUAAUAAAAGGUUGCCUGGCAGAACCUGAAAA